Lachancea sp. 'fantastica' is the source of this 2286-nucleotide messenger RNA. The record is from the annotation of a GenBank genome assembly. NCBI's taxonomy places the organism in Eukaryota, Fungi, Ascomycota, Saccharomycetes, Saccharomycetales, Saccharomycetaceae.
AUGUCAUCUUUGACCAAACUUCUGCAAGAAAAGCGAAAAAAUGAGGCCAGUACGGGCUCUGGAGCCCCAAUAAUAACGCAACAACGGAGUGCGCAAGCAGUGGCAAAUCUCGAGACUCCAGAGGGCAUUCCUGAGGAAAAAGGACUCGAAACGGAGCUAGUGGACGGCCCUCAAAGCUUGGGAUUCAGUACAAGCUUUAUAGCGUCGAACUCGGCGCAUACUGCCACGUUUGGUGAAAGUUUCAAGGACCGGGAACGGCCAGCUCCCCUUACGGUCGAGUCACGCGGAGGGUCACUUUUGACGGGUCAUGGCGAUUUCAAUGCUCCACCACCAUCAACGUCAUCAGGAGGAUCGUUAAGCAAAUCAAAAGCGAUCCCGUCUCUUUCUUCAAGCAUACCGUACUCGGUACCCAAUUCUAACGCCAGCACCGCAACUGUGACAGCCGGAACCGGAGCCGGAAUUGGUUUCGGACCCAACAGCGCUGGCGCAGGCACCAAUAGCUCUGCGUCGUCGUUUUCGUCGUCGUAUCUCGAAAAUAACGGUCUUAUGCCACACAACAUUGCUGCCAUCGACAGCAACGUCAUCUCGUCGCCAAAAGUCGAUACCGUGGAGCCCCGAUUCAUCAUCUCCAAACAAAAGUUCCAAAAAUCCUCUCAGAAUAAUGCAGCAAAUCUUUACUCGAGCUCACAAACGGGUUCUGUGCCGAGAUCAAGUUCCAUUUCCUCGCAGCUAGGUAAUUUAUUCCUCAACAAGAAUCCUAAAGACCCCACCAUCACGACCCCCACUCAGGCAUCCCAAAAUAGAGACAUUCCAGCCAAUUCGCAGCAGUCUUCAGCAUACGGGUCUUCCAUCCCCAAACCCAUGCGUGCCAGACGCAGCUCCCUUUACGGGAGCUCCAGGCAACCGUCGGGCUCAUACCAGGACUCUUUCAUCGGAUCGCCGUCAUCUUUGCACGAGCAGCAUCCUAACCAAUAUAUACCGAGAUCGCGUCAUUCGUCUUUUGCAGACAUCAAAAGGUUUUUCAGGAAGGGUCAGGGCCAACAAUUGAGUGGGUCUCCAAGUACCCCUCCCGUAUCCGCUGGUGGGAACAUAAGCUCCCACACCUCUAACGCUUCAUCCUUCGAGCCGGGAUCCUACAGCAGCACUGGAGACACCAUAUACACUAAUCAAGCGUCCCCAGCGCUCCCAUUUUCCAAAAGAUAUGCUAAAACAGGAGAAAACCUUGGUGCUGGAGCAGGAGGUGCUGUGAAACUGUACAAGAAGACCGCGGACAAUAAAGUCGUUGCAGUCAAAGAGUUUAGAAGCAAAUUCGAGCACGAGCUCAAGAGAGAUUACGUCAAGAAGAUAACGUCCGAAUAUUGUAUUGGUACAACUUUACGCCAUCCAAACAUCAUCGAAACGAUUGAGAUCGUCUACGAAAACAGUCGCAUAUUACAGGUGAUGGAAUACUGCGAUUACGAUUUGUUCGCAAUUGUUAUGAGCAACAAGAUGUCGCAUGAGGAAAUUUGUUGUUGUUUCAAGCAGAUUUUGACGGGUAUUCAAUAUUUGCACUCUAUGGGGUUGGCGCAUAGAGACUUGAAGUUGGAUAACUGCGUAAUUAACAAAGAAGGUGUUGUUAAGUUAAUUGAUUUUGGUGCGGCUGCCGUUUUUUCGUAUCCGUUCUCCAAGACUUUGGUCGAAUCCUCCGGAAUUGUGGGAAGCGAUCCAUACUUGGCACCGGAAGUCUGCAUUUUCUCAAAGUAUGAUCCCCGGCCCGUCGAUGUUUGGUCCGCGGCCAUCAUCUUCGCCUGCAUGGUUCUCAAAAAAUUUCCUUGGAAGGUUCCCAAACUGAAGGACAAUUCAUUCAAGCUGUUUUGUUCAGGAAGAGAUUGUGAUUCUUUGAGCGCCCUGGUGGUGCGGACUCCCGAAAUCAAUUUCGAGCCUCCUUCGUAUGAUAACGCUUUGAGCGAGAAUGAUAAUGCAGCCGCUCCAACGACACAACCGGCCAGUAAUAACCCAUCCGAUCCAAACAACCCUAAUGUGGGUCCGCAGAGGCUAUUGAGUUCUUUGCCUGAAAAAUGUCAGCACAUCAUUGGCCGUAUGGUUGAUUUGGCGCCCGCGUGUCGUGCCAGCAUAGACGACAUCAUGGCAGAUCCUUGGAUCGAAUCGAUCGAUGUGUGCGAAGUUGUAGAUGACGGCUUUUCCAGCAAGCUCAUACGGGGUGUUGACCACAAACACACCCAAGUUGACCAGAGCGAAGCCCACAUCGCGGGUCUUGAAAAAAAGAAGAAGAAACAGAAUCGUUAG